This is a messenger RNA of Wyeomyia smithii (pitcher-plant mosquito), 3549 nucleotides long. RefSeq names its product ichor (gene ich). The record is from RefSeq and is a predicted model, not a curated record. Gene Ontology annotation, biological process: embryonic hindgut morphogenesis; embryonic pattern specification; regulation of transcription by RNA polymerase II. Gene Ontology annotation, cellular component: nucleus. Lineage: Eukaryota; Metazoa; Arthropoda; Insecta; Diptera; Culicidae. Bases 1971 to 3545 code for a protein of 524 amino acids. The transcript is spliced from 2 exons. Gene Ontology annotation, molecular function: DNA-binding transcription factor activity, RNA polymerase II-specific; RNA polymerase II transcription regulatory region sequence-specific DNA binding.
AGACCCCCUGUGAGGUGGUAAGGCCGGGCGGAGUUGUUGUUGUUGCCGUAUGCAAGAGAGAGUACCACCGGAGCAGCAAGGAGGAAUGAGGUUGAUGAUCAUAGUUUUGUAGGACCGCCAGCCAGUUUGUUUUCGAUCGUUGCUAUAUGCGUUUGCUGCGCCCUGACGUCCCCGCACUCUCUGGCGUGUCCGGUCUGGCUGCUUCCGCGUAACGUGUGCUCAGUGUGUGCGGUGUUCUGACCUCUAGAACCAACCGGAGAGAUUCUUACGAUCAAUUAGGACUCCCCCUAACCGGUCGAUUACGAAUAGUGACAGCACAGGGAAUAGCGUGAGUGAAUGCAAUCCCGGAUGGAGCGAUUCCAAGUUAUUCGUUGACCUACUUCAAGAUCGUACCGCGAGUGAAGCAUUUGAGUGCCAGAAGCAUAACUUCCCCAACUGGAGGGAUCAUCCACUAAGGCAUGACUCGGUGAAGUGAUUAAUUAAGUUGAUAAGGAUACAGCGAUCGAGGUUAAUGACCCGUUCAUCAAAAGGAUACUGAACUCAGAUGUCAGGAUGACGUAUAGUAGUGAAGUUGCAACAGGUGGUUAAGUAGUGAUUCAGACCAAAAUAUUAUCACUUGUGAUAACUGAAGACGCAAUUUGCUCGAACAACUAGAGGCUGUUUUAGUGUGCUUUGGGAAGAAUAGAAGAAGAGAAAAAGCUGGUUAAAAGGUGUCAAAACGAUGGAAGAAAACUUGAAAACUAUCUCGCUGUAGUAGGCUGACCUACAUUUUGCAGCCGCACGAGCAGAUCGAGAGUCUCUCAGCCUGCGGCGACGUCAUCAACUAGCAAGCGGAUUAUUAGCAGCAAUACUGGUUGCCUUGAUCGUGAUUUUCAUUCAUGAGAGCGACUAAUCGUGUGGAGAAAAAUUUGAGCGAGGUGGAAGAAAGUUUCCACGGAGCAUAGUGUAUGAGUGAAUGAUUGCGCCAAUGGCGUUGAAACGUUGCGUGUGAAAUAUUUUGAAUUAACCACUUAUUCGCAACGAUCGUAGUGACAUAUUGGAGUGCAACAACAACAACAACAACAACAAUAAAAACACCACUGGCGGUAAUACAUUUAUUAAUGCAGAUGACCCGGAUAUUAUAAAUACUGAGACUCUACAUGCUAUUGUUGCGAUUUGCAUUUAAUUGUGUCAAAGCUGCCCGAUGUGCUGCGCUUCCGUGGAUAUGUGUUAAUUAGAUUUGCGCACCACACAGGAGAAAGAGAUAACAAAGAGGAAACGCGGAUAGCGACCGAGUGAAGAAAGAAAAAAAAUUGUACACGACCAGUGAUCUGAUUAAGCCCCGCACCUCAAGCCUCGUGCCGAUCUCGUUCCGCUCGAGGCAUCUGUGACACCGUCAGCGAGUUUAGUGUGAACGGCGUGUGAAGAAAGGGGUGUGAAAACGGAAGAAAGGAGAAUGAGAUAAAUUAAAUAUGUAUUGAGGUGAACCUAAUGAGAGCAAACCACAGUCUACUGAGAUUUAGGUACUGCUCGGUUUAAACCCGAUUAUUGUUGCAUGUCAAAAGUGAUGCAAAUCGACUUAACUAGUGUUUACGGUUCGGAAUUACCGGAUCCCAUCGUAAGCGAAAGUGACAAGUGUUAGGCCCAGGAGGAAACUGAAUCAUCGCUGGAAACGACUAAGUGUUCUAAUGUUCUUAAUCGAUAGAAAGCCAUUUUUUUGUACAUAAGCAACGAAGAAGGCUGUCUAUCCCCGAAAAAUACUUCUCGGCUUCUCAACCCUUCAUCGCCUGUCUGUUUCAGUUGGACCCAACCUUCCGGCUUGUACAGUCUAAAAAAAAUCUAUCUCAGAAUAGUUCUGAUCGACCAUGCAUUGCCAGAUAGCUCCCCUGACAUCGGACUUCUUCUUUAGUGCUUCUUAGUGUUGCAGUGGCUAACUGGAAUCAUAGCGACGUGUCUCGGGGUUUCGACUUUUUUCCCUCCCAGACACACCGAUGGUGAACUGCACCAUGAGCGCUCAGAACGAUUCCGAGGUGGAAAGCCUACUGAUGAGUCCAUGCUGGAACCAAUCAACGAGUGUUCAAGACCAAUAUAUACUAGAUGGCCACAAGCUACUGCUGGAUGCUGAUUUGGAGUCCCUACCGAGCGAUUCCGAGACGCAGAAAAGUUCGAUGGACGUGCUGGAGAACCUGCUGCUUAAUUCGACGUCGAUAAACAGCAGUAAUUCGAGCAACGAUGGGGAUGUUAAACCUUUACCCUCUUUUACGUCCUUCAAUACAGGACAUUUAUCAAUUAACGGAAUAUCCGGGUAUCAUUAUACGGCGAUUGCGCAGCGGUUGCCGGAAGAGAACAACAAUUACCCGCAGAAUUCGUUCCAGAACGGCACGAGCAACGGCAGCAAUGGGGAUAACAACAUCGUUUCCUCGUCGACUUGCCUGCCAGACUCGGUGCUCAACCCGGACGGCAAUGGAGGUGACAGUUGCCUACAGGACGUGAAACUUUUUUCCGAUAGCUCGAUCGACGGAAAAAUCUACUCUGCUAGUGCUGACAGUUGCGUGAUAGGUGGGCCCGAUUCUGUCUCCGGAGCAAGAAUCUUUGUAGACUCCAAGGAAUUGUCCGAGUAUGAUAUGAGUUCGAUCGAAGAUAUUGCGGCAAUAAUUGGAUCGGCUAUAGCGGACACAACAGUUCCAAACAACAAGGUCGAAAAAGAAGACGGAAACGAUACGAGAGAUUCCUGGAUGGAUUUGGAUGCGUGGAUUGAAGGGACUUGCACGACUCCGGAAAGCAAACUUAUCGUAUCACAGCAGGACUCACUCAGUGAGCUGAUCCUACCUCAUUCUCCGGUGCAUACUGCCGGUUCAACGCUACAGAGUCUACUAACGCACGGGUAUAUGCCACUGCUGCAGAAUCGACUACAGAAUGGGCCCCCGAUCAAAAUUGAGACCCCCACCUCGACGUCCUACUGCGGCGAACUGAUAUCGACUUCAACUAGUCCUCCAGGCUCGGUGGUUUCCACAACCGACAAUUUAAUACUGAACGGAAGGUACCUGCAGAAUCAUCAAAACUUUGCCCUCAGUAUGGGCAUCAAACCGGAUGGACUGUGCAGUCCGGAACUCAUGGGUAACUACCCGCAUACCACUAGCACAACUCCAACGACACCAAAAAACAAACGACGGCCUCACAAGCAGUCUAAAACCAACGGUCAUGGGCAUCCUCAUGUGCAGCAGGCUCAAUCCCAGCAAUCACAAUGUUCCGUACAGCAAUCCGCGGCCCAGCAAUCCCACCAGCAGCAGUUGUCCGCUGCAGCGGCGGCGGUAGCAGCACAGACCCAAGCAGCGCUCAGCUUUCAGGCGGCUAGUGAACUCAGUGGACUCCUCGGUAAGGAUAAACCUGUGCACCGGUGUAACAUCUGCAACCGGGGGUUCCUCAACAAAAGCAACAUCAAGGUCCACCUGCGAACACACACCGGCGAAAAGCCGUUCCGCUGUGAAGUCUGCGCCAAAGCAUUCCGCCAAAAGGCCCAUCUCAUCAAGCAUCAGCAGAUACACAAACGAAUCGGGAGAGAUUGACCAU